Messenger RNA from Iphiclides podalirius (scarce swallowtail), 297 nucleotides. The record is from the annotation of a GenBank genome assembly. Lineage: Eukaryota; Metazoa; Arthropoda; Insecta; Lepidoptera; Papilionidae.
AUGUUCAUCGUUCACGUGUUUGAGUUUGAACUGAGAGUAAAUGAAAAUGUGAUCGGAAAAACUCCUCAGUUGAUAAGUAAUUUGAAGCGGGUUUUAAUCGCGUUAUCGCGGGGCGGGCGGGGUCGGCUGGGCGGCAGACGCACGCCUACGCGGCCGACCGCGGACGUGUCUACAGCACAGCGGCCGGGCCACGCGCCCGCCGCGCCCGCACGCUCUACGUACGCUACGCGCUACGCCUCUACGGGUGGACGCAACGGCCCCAUACCGGCGCGCCGCGGGAUGUCCCGUGCCCUUUUG